Messenger RNA from Saitoella complicata NRRL Y-17804, 1242 nucleotides. RefSeq names its product DUF1682-domain-containing protein. Gene Ontology annotation, cellular component: endoplasmic reticulum. Gene Ontology annotation, biological process: endoplasmic reticulum calcium ion homeostasis. NCBI's taxonomy places the organism in Eukaryota, Fungi, Ascomycota, Saitoellomycetes, Saitoellales, Saitoellaceae. The record is from RefSeq and is a predicted model, not a curated record. Gene Ontology annotation, molecular function: calcium ion binding. Bases 1 to 1242 code for a protein of 413 amino acids. The transcript has 2 exons.
AUGCCGAUCCAAUCUACGUUGUCGCCGGCGCCGCUGCUGGCUGUUAUCGCGCCCUUGGCCUCAACUGUUUUCGCUGCGAUGCCCGACUUCGCCGAUUACGAGGCCGCUCCCGAACCAGCCUCCACUGCUGCGGCGAGGACCACGGUCGUCGCUGAUGCUACCUCUUCGCCUGCUGCGCGUUUUUCCACGUUGCCUUUGAAGCAGGCGUUGAAGAUCUGGGAGCGCGAUGACAUUCACUUGAAGGACUUUAAGCUUGAGGGUGUAUUCUUGCUUGUUGUGGCAGCUUACCUUGCUUGCUACUUCAUUGGAAAGAGUAAGAACACAGACAUCGCUAAGAAAUGGUGGAAGAACCAUGGCUCAGUACUCUCUCAGCAGUUCGUCCACGUUGGUGCUGCAAAGCAGUCGACCGGUGCUCUUACCUAUAGCUCGCCGUCUGAGUACAUUUCCUACGCCUCCGGACGUAAGACUAUCAAGACUGCGACCAUCUUCGUUGACACCGUCAUGCGCCAUGACCCCAUCUCCCUCCUCUUCGACUACGGAUACCGUACGCUUUCGGAGGGUGGUGCUGGCAUGUUGCCCGUCGCUGACCGUGUAACCAUCGAGAUCGAGGCUGAUGAAGGCGCAUGGGGUGGCUAUGUGUGGGGUCUCGUGGAGAAGGGUUUGAUGAGGGCUGCCAGGGAGCAACGUUGGGACCUCGGCUACACUGCCACUAAGGACCACAAGGAUCUGCCUAGGGAAUAUACGGUCAUGUCUGAAUCGGCUGAGAUUACUGAGUUCAUCAUGGCUGACAAAAAGUUCGUCGAGGCGGUGAAGAACUGCAAUGGAGCAUUGGAGUACGUUAUUGUCAGUGAUCAGAAGAAGGAGGCUCCGAAUGCUACUAAGGAUUUGGAGAACUCUCCCCGAAGGAUCACAUUGUCUGUUCGGGCUGAUAAGAAAAGCCCCGAGUUGAUCAGCGCCGUCAUUGACCUUGCCGAUCACCUUGCCAAGGCUACUCGUUCGCUACGACCCGAAGUCACCAGGAAAGUCACAAGCAACAGAGCCGACACCAGAAGAAAACUGGAGAAGCUGGAGAAGGAGGCGGAGGCAGAGGAGCUCAGAGCCAAGAGGGACCGUAAGAAGGCGGAGGAGGAGGCAGAGCGAAAGAAGGCUCUGUCGCCGGAGGAGCAGAAAAAGUUGCUUGACAAAGAGAGGCAAAGAGCCAUGAAGCGAGCCCAAGGAAAAGGUGCCAAGGUUAGGAAGUAG